Messenger RNA from Perkinsus marinus ATCC 50983, 1425 nucleotides. RefSeq names its product transport protein, putative. The coding region runs from base 1 to 1425 and encodes 474 amino acids. Gene Ontology annotation, biological process: transmembrane transport. The transcript has 12 exons. The record is from RefSeq and is a predicted model, not a curated record. Gene Ontology annotation, molecular function: transmembrane transporter activity. Lineage: Eukaryota; Perkinsozoa; Perkinsida; Perkinsidae.
AUGUCUACUCCCGACCCUCCUGAAAAACUAAGAUGGGCUGUUCUCAUCGUGGCCUGUCUAGCGCUCUCUGGCCAGUACUACGCCUAUGAUAUUCCCUCCGCGAUAAACGAUCAACUGCAGGCUCGAUUCACCGGUGGAGGGAGCGGUAUGACUGUCGAGGAAUAUACCUACUACUUCAAUCUCUUAUAUACCGUCUAUGCCCUGCCCAAUAUGGUAACGCCAUUAAUACUGGGAGUCUCUAUAGAGUGGAUUGGUAUGAGGUCCAUGCUCCUCCUACUGGCGGUACUGUUAUUGCUCGGGCAAGCGCUACAAUGUGUCGGGUCGUAUUAUUUUUCUAUGAGGACUAUGCUGCUAGGAAGGGUAAUCUACGGACUAGGCGGGGAGAGCAUGAAUGUGGCACAGACAACUCUUCUAGCAGGCUGGUUCCGAGGGCAGGAGAUCGCCUUUGCAUUAGGACUCAAUCUCUCAGUUGCCCGAUUUGGCUCGGUUCUCAACGAUUUGCUGUCACCUGGGGUAGAGGCACGAUAUGGAGUAACGGGAGCGUUCAUAGCGGGGCUCAUAGCGGUGACAAGUACGGUUAUUUUAACGUUGGUGCUGUGUUAUUUCACGAAGCACAUCGAUGAUGAUAUCACUAGUGAGGAAGUUCCCAGUCAGGGCUUCAUAGAGAAUUCUUCCUUUUUUCUCAGUCUCCAAUCGUCAUUGUCACUAUCGGUAGACUUCUGGUUGGUAUGUCUGAGCUGCGUCCUGGCCUAUGCGGUUAUACUGCCUUUUAAUAACAUCGCCGCGGCAUUUUUCGUCGAGGUGUGGUAUCCAACGAUGGAUAAAGCGGCUGCCCACGUCAAAAUACUUUUUGGGGUGUCAGCAUUGGGCUCUCCCAUUGCUGGUAUAUGCAUAGACAAAUUGGGUUACCGCCUCUAUUUUCUCCUGGCUAGUUUUACUAUGGCGACAUUGGCACAUAUCAUCCUGCCUAUAUUGCACCCGGUGAUAUCUAUGACCGUUUUGGGGCUAUCCUAUACGGUGUUCGCCUCUGCAGUAUGGCCGUUGGUAGCAGCUGCAGUACCUCCUAGGAAGACUGGCGCGGCCUAUGGUGUUACAACGGCUGCACAAAACUUCGGCUUGGCGAUUACGCCUGUUAUAGUGGCUCAUAUACGUUCAUCCACUGGCUCCUACGUAGCCGUAGAGAAGUUCUUCUUUUUCAUUGGUACAGCUUCUAUAGGGGUGGGCAUUCUGCUAUGGAUGAGAGAUAGCCGGUCUGGUGGAAUGUUGAACAGCCCAGUUCGGUCCAGGGGAACUGAGCCUCUCGAUCCGAAGUUGCCCAUAGAAGGGUCAUCGAUUGAGACAGGCCCCGGUAGUGAAGAGGAGAGCACCCAGGAGAUGUCCGAAGAUGAUAGAUUAUUAUUUAAUGAGCAUAUUGUUGAUGGUUAA